UGUUGAAUUGUACAUGCCUGGACUUUUAUCCGCAACACAGGAAUGGUUUCGUGUUUAUAAAAUACCAACUGGAAAGCCUGAAAAUAAAUUUGCUUUUAAUGGCGAAUUUAAGGAUAAAGAAUUUGCACACAAAGUUAUUGAGGAAACAAAUGAGUUUUGGAAAAGUUUAAUUGCAAGUAAUGAAACGGGAGGGUUAAACACGUUAGUUUAUUUUUUAAAUUAUUUAAUAAUAAAGUCGGAACUCAUACGUUCAAUAUCAAAUAGACUUCAUUGUCAGUUUAAGAUUUGUUUUUAA
This is a messenger RNA of Meloidogyne enterolobii, 295 nucleotides long. NCBI's taxonomy places the organism in Eukaryota, Metazoa, Nematoda, Chromadorea, Rhabditida, Meloidogynidae. The record is from the annotation of a GenBank genome assembly.